Molecule: messenger RNA, 684 nt
Organism: Camellia sinensis
Lineage: Eukaryota; Viridiplantae; Streptophyta; Magnoliopsida; Ericales; Theaceae
Molecular function (GO): nucleic acid binding; RNA-DNA hybrid ribonuclease activity
Source: RefSeq, a predicted model, not a curated record
AUGAGUGAUCCAGUCCACUACUUGUUGAGCAAGCUUGCUUUGACUGGAAGAAUGACAAAAUGGCUUUUGGCUCUAGUAGAAUAUGCUAUUACUUGUGUUACUCCCAAGGCUAUUAAGAGUAAAGCACUUGCAGACUUACUGACCCAAUUUCCAUUUGGUGAACAUGAACCUGUAGAGGUACCUCUACCAGAUGAGGUCCAUGUCUCAGUAGCUGCAGUUGAGACUUAUUGGGACUUAAAAUUUGAUGGAGCUUCCGGAGCAGGGAAAGGUAGAGUUGGCAUAACACUAACUCAAGAAGAAGAGAAGUUUCGUCUAUCAGAUAAGCUUGACUUUGAAUGUUCAAACAAUGAUGCUGAAUAUGAGGCGUUGAUACUGGGUCUAGUUACUGCCCAAAAGAAGGGCCUCCACAAGUUGAAAAUUUGGGGCGACUCCAAGUUAGUUGUUAAGCAAACAAUGGAUGAUUUCGCCUUGAAGGAGCCUCUGUUGGCCCCAUACCGCACCAUCGUCCAAAAUUUGCUCACCCAGUUUGAUGAUGUCCAGAUUCAGCACACCCUUCGAACACACAACCGUUUUCCUGAUGCCUUGGCUACACUAGGGGCAAAUGUGGAUAUACCAGAUGAUAGUAUAGCCAUCAUCGUCGAGAAAAGAACAAUAGUAGUAUUAGUCGAAGAAUAUACAGUUUAA